AUGUUUUGCUAUGAGCAUCAGAUUACCCUCUCGCAUUCCUCUGAUUACUUUCCACAGGGUAAUGGAUUGGCAGAGUCCAGCAACAAGAACCUGAUAGUCAUCAUGAAAAAGUUGGUUGACGAAAGUGCUCAAAUUUGGCAUAAGAAGGUAUAUGAGGCUUUAUGGGCAGAUAAAACCAUGCCCAAGAGGGCCAUUGGAAUGGAACCUUUUGAGCUUGUGUAUGGGGUUGGCACAAAACUUUCUUUACCUUUGGAAUUAUCAGUAGCCAAGCUGCAGACAGUAGUGGAGGAUUCUUUCUUUCAGAGUGCUUUGGAGAAAAGAAUUAUGUACCUGAUGAAGUUGGAAGAAGAGAGGGAGUUGCUUGUGGAUAGAAUCUUAGAGCAUCAGAGCCAAGCUUUCAACGCAGGUGUAGGUGUUUCAAUAGAACCGAUCCAAAACAACGCCAUGGACAGUUGUUUUGGCACCUGCAUAAGUGCUUCAGUGCAACUGACUACAUUUCAGCGAGUUGCCUAG
This is a messenger RNA of Cryptomeria japonica (Japanese cedar), 513 nucleotides long. RefSeq lists its product as uncharacterized. The record is from RefSeq and is a predicted model, not a curated record. Gene Ontology annotation, molecular function: nucleic acid binding. The transcript is spliced from 4 exons. Lineage: Eukaryota; Viridiplantae; Streptophyta; Pinopsida; Cupressales; Cupressaceae. The coding region runs from base 1 to 513 and encodes 170 amino acids.